UUGCGGCUGUUUUCAAACACAUUGACAUCAUUCAUAAAAUCUCUGAAGAAAGGCCAGAUCUUGACGUCAUCUACACAGAAGGGGGGAAAAAAGUGACGUAGAGGCCAAGAUGGCGGCUCCCCUUUCCACGAUGAAAUUUUGGAAGCCGGGGUCUGAGGCACCGGGGAUCUCAGAGGAGCGCGAGCUCAACACAGAGACCACCGGCUCCCCCGUCAUCUUCAACCCGCACACCGCCCUCUCCAUAGAGAAACAACGACAGAAACUCCCCGUUUUCAAGCACAGAAACAACAUCUUAUACUUGGUGGAGAGCUACCAGACUGUCAUCAUAGUUGGUGAGACGGGAUGUGGGAAGACGACACAGAUACCUCAGUACCUGCUGGAGGCUGGCUGGGCAGCGGAGGGGAAGGUGAUUGGUGUGACACAGCCUCGACGUGUGGCUGCCAUCUCUGUAGCUAACCGUGUAGCAGAGGAGCGGGGGGCCCCGCUGGGACAUGAGGUGGGCUACACCAUCCGGUUUGAUGACUGCUCUGACCCUCACUCCACAAGGAUCAAGUUCCUUACAGAUGGCAUGCUGGUGCGGGAGAUGAUGGCUGAUCCUCUUUUGAAAAAAUACAGUGUGUUGAUGCUAGAUGAAGCACAUGAGAGAACCCUGUAUACAGACAUAGCCAUUGGUCUACUAAAGAAGAUUCAGAAAAAGCGGCGAGACCUGAGGCUGAUUGUGGCCUCUGCCACUCUGGAUGCCAAGAAAUUCCAUGACUUCUUCAACCUAAACGAGUCCGGGGAUCCCAACAAGGACACGUGUGGCAUUCUGACAGUGGAGGGACGCACCUUUCCAGUGGACGUCUUCUACACUGUCAGUCCUGUCCCAGACUAUGUGAAGGCCACAGUGGAGACAGUGCUGAAGAUCCAUGAGACAGAGGAUGACGGAGAUGUCCUGGCUUUUCUUACUGGGCAGGAAGAGGUGGAGAAAGUGGUGUCCCUCCUGCAGGACCAGGCCAGAUCUCUGUCACGAUAUGGCAUGAAGAAACACCUGAGAAUUUUGCCCAUGUAUUCUGGUCUACCUUACGCUGAGCAGAUGAAGGUCUUUGAGAGGGUGCCCCCCUCUGUUCGCAAGGUUGUGGUUGCCACUAACAUAGCUGAGACCUCCAUCACUAUAAAUGGAGUUGUAUUUGUCAUUGACUGUGCGUUUGUGAAGCUGCGAGCCUAUAAUCCUUGCACUGCCAUUGAAUCGCUGGUGGUUACCCCCAUCUCCAAGGCUUCAGCCAGCCAGAGGGCUGGGAGAGCCGGACGAAACCGACCUGGGAAAUGCUUUAGACUAUACACAGAGGAGGACUUUGAGAAACUGCCUGCCUCCACUGUGCCAGAGAUGCAGCGCACCAAUUUGGCCCCUGUCAUCCUGCAGCUCAAAGCAUUAGGAAUUGACAAUGUGCUGCGGUUCAGCUUCCUUUCUCCUCCUCCAGCUCAGACCAUGGUUCAGGCUCUAGAGCUGCUCUACGCUCUGGGAGGUCUGGACCAUUACGGCCGGUUGACUGAUCCCAUGGGUGUGCGGAUGGCGGAGUUUCCUCUCAGCCCCAUGUUUGCCAAGAUGCUCCUAGAGUCAGGAAACUUUGGCUGCUCCAAAGAGAUCGUUACCAUAGCAGCAAUGAUGCAGAUUCAGAAUAUAUUUGUUGUGCCACCCAAUCAGAAGAAAGCUGCCGCCCGAGAGCACAGGAAAUUUGCAGUUGCUGAGGGAGACCACCUCACCAUGCUGAAUGUGUAUGAAGCAUUCAUUAAGCACCAGAAGAGCUCCCAGUGGUGUCAGGAACACUUCCUCAAUUAUAAGGGUCUGCUGCGGGCUGUGACUGUACGAGAGCAGCUCCGGCACCUCAUGAACAAGUUUAAGGUACCACGGACUUCCAGUGAAGGUGACCCAGAUGUGAUCUUGAAGUGCAUUGUAUUUGGGUUUUUCGCUAACGCAGCCCGCAUUCACCAUUCUGGUUCCUACCGGACUUUACGAGACGAUCGCGAGCUUCACAUCCACCCCAACUCUGUGCUGUUUGGAGAGAAACCUCCAAAAUGGGUUGUUUUCAAUGAAGUGGUGCAGACGUCAAAAUACUUCAUGCGUGAUGUGACUGCUGUUGAGUCGUCCUGGUUGGUUGAGUUGGCCCCUCACUUUUACAAGCAGGCCAAGCAUGGUUCACUGGCCAGCAAGAGGUCCCGGGUCCUCUAAAUCUUGCCAUCCUUUUACCACGUUAAGACAGGAAGACCCCUCUCAAAUCGCCACUGUGCCCCUCUCCAUUUCAUUGUGUAUAUAAAGAUGUAAAAUAUAUUUGUUGUCCAUGUCCACCUGCACAACCCCACCACACUAUGUGGCCAUGCUAGAAUGGGAUUAAGUGGAUACAUUUUUAUUGUUGACAUCAACAGAUGUGACUUGCUUCAUUUGAAAGCUCUGUCUUGCUUUUUGGCAGUGAUGUAGUUUAUAUUUUAAUCUGUGAGAGUAAAUGGUGAUGAAUGUGGGAGAUGAGAUCAGGCUGUGCCUGACUAGUGUCCAUUCAAGAAUGGUCAUGUAGUUCAUUCAUACUUGUACAUAGUCAGAACAGGCUCAGGCCCAGGGAACGGCUCCUGUGCCACAGGCCCGUCCAUACCUGGUUCUUGGCUUCAUUAUUUUUUUAAUUGCUGUAUUUUCCUGUUACAUGAUAAAUAAUGGAAGAAAAUUGAAUGUGAGGAUGUUUCCCUUUGAGAGACUUAUGGCUUAGUUUUUUUUAGCUAAUUUGCUUCCCCCACAGCCUGGGUGCCUUUAUGUUUUUAAUUGGUUCACUUUAUCUCCAAUUUAUUUUUGAUUUCUUAAACUUUCUGUACCUUCAUACAGAAUGUAGUGGUAUAUAUUUUUAGGAAUUUGCUGCAGAAGGAAAUGCAUGUCUUUAUCUUUUUCAGUCAACCUCCUACGUCUAAUAAUGAUACUGUGAAAAGACUGCAUUACUUUUUGAUCCUUGUUUUCCACUCUGUAUUGCCACUUAACUACAGUCUAACUCAGACAUAGUGGCCUUGUCACCACUCUGUGCCAGUUUUCUUUAUCAGCCUUUUUCACAUUUCAUUUUCAGAUGGAAUGUGUAAAUGCACCCAAGCAUUGUAAAUGAAAAGCUGUGAAAUCAAAACAAAAAAAGUGCCAUUUGUUCCUGUGAUGACAUACAGUGCAUUCAGACAUGCAUCCAAAGCCUCAAAGAAACAGUAGCAUUUAUCUGAUUUCAGCCAUCUCUUUGGCCUCAUGGUCUCAUAAUUGCCUUUCCUCUAACGGUUUGUCUCAGUUUUGAGCAAGGCCAUAUUGUACUUUUUUCCCCUGUUACCAUCAACAUCAUCGACCAGGUGUUCAGUUUCUGCUUUUGUUUUUUAUUGUACUUGAUGGUUUUGUUUUUCUUCAGAGGUAUUUGGCCCCGAAAGCAUCAGUGAGCAGUAUAUUAAAGAUUUGUCAUUUUAGUCUGCUGGGACUUGCUUUCAAACCAGUAAGGUCACUGUCACCAAAUUUUAUUUCUGCCUGCAUGAUUUUUCGUAGAACUUGUUCUUGAGGUGACUACUGUAGAUUCAGUGAAACUGUAAUCAAACCACAGAACAACACACCAUACUGUAGAUAGGUAAACCAACUCAAAUUCGAUGGAUAUACAAAUGAAGUACCUUUGCAUGUUAAACGGUACUCUGAAGUAGACUUAUACACUUAAGAUCACCUCGUAGACUUAUUGCAAAUAAAAACAUUUGCGAGACGAGUUGUUUAUCGUCAUUUGUGCUGAUACUCUUGAGUAUGUAUGCAGCCAAAGCCAUAAUCUGUAGACCUGUGUAAUUGCUCACCUCUGAGAUAAAAACUGUCACCUGCCAUUUCUUCCUCACAUCCUCAAAUAAAGCCUUAUUGUCAUGCA
Molecule: messenger RNA, 3887 nt
Organism: Siniperca chuatsi (mandarin fish)
Lineage: Eukaryota; Metazoa; Chordata; Actinopteri; Centrarchiformes; Sinipercidae
Gene: dhx35
Product: DEAH-box helicase 35
Exons: 21
Coding region: 110-2209 (699 amino acids)
Cellular component (GO): catalytic step 2 spliceosome; intracellular anatomical structure
Molecular function (GO): RNA binding; ATP binding
Source: RefSeq, a predicted model, not a curated record